UCUACCCGUCCACGGACGAUCGAAGGGGCUUUUCCUUCAAGGAACCAAUAAACGUUUUAGCCGGGAAGGGGGACUGGUGGCCAUGCAUAGACUUCUUAUGUAUUUCCCAGCAUCCAAGCCCAGUGAGAAUAUGACAUCAUUAUCAUAUAAAUUCUGAACUUUGAUAGUAAAUGACUCUUUCCUCUUCUCACCUCCUAAUUCUUUUAGGUCCUCCACCGCUCUACACGGUUCUCCUGCUGAAGCCAGGGACUUGGAGCAAUACCCUUGGAAAGAUAUUGCGGAAGAUCGAAGGGCAGCGAUUCUGCGUCGUGGGAAUGAAGGCCGUGACUCUGACUCCGCAGGACUUCUCCCUCAUCAUCUCGGAGGAUGCGAAGCAGGAUAAAGCUCUUUGCAGUGCCCACUGUGACUACCUGACCUCCGGCCCCUGUCUGGCCCUUUGCCUCCAGAGACACAACUCCGUGCUCAAGCUGCUGGAUCUGCUGGGGCCGGAGGAUCCAGAGCUGUGCCAAGCCCAGGACGAGUUUCUGUGGAGAGCCCAGUACGGAUCCAGUGUCGUACAGAAUGGCAUGUACUGCUCCACGUCUUACCGAACCGCGAUCCGCGACGUGAAGUUUUUCUUUGCCGAAGGCCUCCCCUGUGACCCGUCACCCGUGCUCGAGACCGAACAGAUACCCCGACUGGAACAAGAUGUCUUGUUGGACAGCCGAGCCCAACGCGUAGCGAUAAAGAACAACGUUCCCCUCUCUGGAGCGCUGACAGACCCGGAUAAGCCCUUUGUCAGUGCCCUCUGCCAGACUACGUGCCUCCUCUUCCCUCCCUGCACCCUUCAUGGCUGCCCACCGCCCUACAUCCAUGGAGUAGAGAAACUGAUUGGCCGAGGCUUCCAUGUUACAGCGGCGCGGCUUACUGUGUUCAACCAAUCACAGGCUCAGUUUGUGGCAGCGUUAUACAGCCCAACGGCCGGCUUGUCCUCUCAGUUCAAGGCUCUGUCGGAGGGACCCUGUCUGCUGGUCGCUGCCCAACGGGACAACGCAGUGUCUUGUUUUACCUCCCUUAUGGACAGUGUUAAUUUUGAGGCUUCGCCCGAUCAGAGCUUCCCGGCGGGAGUGAUGUGUCCUCAGACUGAGUGCCAGGCCGACAAGAUGAUCAGCUGUUUCUUUGAUGCGCUGACCCCGGACAGCAUUCACCAAGUUGUGCCUCAGGAUUCAUGAGGAAGGAGUUCAUUAU
Messenger RNA from Spea bombifrons (plains spadefoot toad), 1227 nucleotides. RefSeq names its product dynein axonemal assembly factor 8-like. Lineage: Eukaryota; Metazoa; Chordata; Amphibia; Anura; Pelobatidae. The record is from RefSeq and is a predicted model, not a curated record. The coding region runs from base 171 to 1211 and encodes 346 amino acids. The transcript is spliced from 8 exons.